Xiphophorus couchianus (Monterrey platyfish) is the source of this 5514-nucleotide messenger RNA. RefSeq names its product adhesion molecule with Ig-like domain 1 (gene amigo1). The record is from RefSeq and is a predicted model, not a curated record. The coding region runs from base 266 to 1783 and encodes 505 amino acids. Gene Ontology annotation, cellular component: membrane. Gene Ontology annotation, molecular function: protein binding. Gene Ontology annotation, biological process: brain development. NCBI's taxonomy places the organism in Eukaryota, Metazoa, Chordata, Actinopteri, Cyprinodontiformes, Poeciliidae. The transcript is spliced from 2 exons.
UUUGUGUGUUUUCUAAAUUCUACCUUUUUGUUUAAAGGACCUACCUUUCUGUUUUGAGGUGCCUUUGCAGAACAGGUGUGCCUGUCCCAAAACUGAUGCGAUCCUUCUAGUCCGAGGGAAACCCUGAAUGUGGCUGCAGCACAUAAAGAAGUGGUAGAUGUUGCAGCUUUUAUUCACCAAUGUGCUUGGGACUCCUACAUCCUAGAGCGUUUUCCUGAAAAUGGGAUCAUAAUAAACCUCUCGAGGAUUGAGAACAACUGCUAGCAUGUUGCAAUCUUCCUCCAGAGCAGGUGAAACUUUACCCCUCUGUAAGUUUCAGAAUAAGCUGCAGAGAUGGGGCCUGGUUCUCACCCUCUGCGCCGCCGUCCUCUGGCUUCCUGAGGCAGCGGGGUCGACACUGAACUGCCAUACGACGUGCAUCUGCGCCUCGAACAUCGUCAGCUGCUCCAAGAUGGACCUGAGUGCCGUUCCCACUGGUCUGCCACUCUAUACCACUGUGCUGGAUCUCAGCUACAACGCCAUAUCUCGGCUCAGAUCUGAAUGGACUACUGUCAAGCUUCCGAAUCUCCAUAACCUUUUGCUCAGCCACAACGAUCUCUUUUUCCUUUCCUCUGAAGCUUUUAUAAAUGUGAAGCAACUGCGCUACUUGGACCUGUCCUCCAACAAACUGCAUAUGCUGGAUGAGUUUGUUUUCGAGCCUUUGGUCUACUUGGAGGUCCUCUUGCUCUACAACAACCAAAUUUCACAGAUUGACAGGACAGCCUUUGCCACCAUGAUCAACCUUCAGAAGCUGUAUCUCAGCCAGAACCAAAUCUCCCGCUUCCCAGGGGAGCUGAUCAAAGACAGGUAUCGCCUGGAAAAGCUGAGCCUCCUGGACGUUUCGUCCAACAGGAUCAAAAAGGUUCCCAUAGAUGACCUUAAUAUGCUGCCUGCCUGGAUUAAAAAUGGCCUCUACUUCCACAACAACCCUCUGCAAUGUACCUGUAAUCUCUACACACUCCUGGCCCACUGGUACAUUCGUAAGCUGAACUCUGUUGUGGACUUCAGUGACGAGUUCACGUGCGUCCUGCCUAAUUCGCAGAAAACCCAGAUUUUCGAUCUUAGUGGCGAAAGCAUGAACUGCAGCACGUUCAAGGAGGCAGACGAAGAGGCUUUCCUGGAGCAAACGUUGAUCCUCAGCUGUGACACCAAACACCGUGACAUGAUGAAGACCUGGGCGUUGCCCGGGACGUCAGGAGACAACCAGACUGCAAAGGUCCUGCCAAACGGGAAUCUGCAGAUAAGUCCGGUGAGGUACGAUGACUCCGGGACCUACACGUGCUUUGCUGUGAGCGAAAGUUUUAAUGAGACCAUCUACAUUGUGCUGAAGGUUCACAACUUCACCAUGCAUGGGGCUGGGGAGACUUUGAACACAGCUUACACUACCUUGGUGGGCUGCCUGGCCAGUGUGGUGCUGGUGCUCAUGUACCUCUACUUGACACCGUGCCGCUGUUUCUGCUGUCCCAGCAAAGGGAAGAACCGGGGCGAGGACAGCAUCCACUCCUCGAUGCUCAGCGUCACUCCCACCCACGAGGACCCGGCGAUGAAGGCCGAGCUGAACAGGCACGUUGCGUUCAUCGACUCCAAAGACGUGCAGGGCCAGAAUGGCAAGGUGAAUCCCAACGGGGACGAGGACAAUGACGACUUGGAUGGAGAGGCUGGCUCUCUCAUGAAGGGGAAGAGGAAGAAAUCGGUAGCAGAGUCCAUUAGCUCCGUCUUCUCAGACACUCCCAUGGUGGUUUGAGACGACAGUGACGCUAAUGGGCACAUUAAGAGCCAUGAUUUAUUGAAUUUAAACUCCUACUGUGACCUUGAGCGGGAAAAGGCUAGAGGGAUGGAUAGCAAACUUAUUAUUGCAUCUGAAAGGGAGCUCAAAGCGAAUUGUCUUGUUGUCAAAGAGGACAAUAAGCCAGACUUUUCCAGCGUUUCAACCUGUAGCAAUUACUAUUCAUACUGUGAAAGGAAAGGAUGCAUAUAGGAUGUGGAACCUAUUAGAGAAGAAAUGUGGUUGUUAGCAGCACUCAGGAAGCGAUGUACUACAACCGAUUGAGAAUUGUAAAAAUUUGCAGAUUUCAAAAACAACAUUUUACAUUUUGGUAUAAAUCAAAACCGUGGUUUCCUCAUAAUUGUAUUUUUAAUGAAAAAUUUGGAUAGGCUGCAUCAUAUCAAACAAAGACAGAAACUGACGUGACCAGGCUCUGAGUAGAAGUGACAUUCACCUCGAAUUAUAUAUAUACGUAGUGACACGGCAUGCCAUAAAAACUAUUACAUUAAAUUAUAUAAGAUCCUAACGCUUGAGAUAUGUAAUCAAGGUAAGAACAUAUGGAUUUCUCAGAAAUAGGUUUUUACCCUAUUUUUUAUCUGACCCUUAGCGGAUACAGAUUGAUCCUGCUUUAUAUAAGUUAUGAAGCCAUAUUUGGCAGCUAUUUAUCAAUUACACAUGAUAAGUAAAAAUUUCCUAAUUGCACGGUUGACAAUUUUUGCGUAACCAUAUGCUGAAAUAAUUGUGCAUUCAGUUUCUCCCUUAUUGUUUCUGCAUAUCUGCAGUGAAAACCAGACAAUAUUUUGACCGCCUCUCACAGGUAAUCGUACGCAGUCGCCUGCAGAAGCACAUAAGGUGCAGAAAGGUAUUUUGUUCUGACAGAUUAUUAACAUGUUGUCUCAAUUCUGUAAACACAUAGGUACUAAACUCCUUACAAGGACAGAGACGGCUCUGGUUGUCGUCCGCGGAGGUGCCAAAUGCUGUUAAAUUUUCUUCUUGGCAAAGUAACAGCAUUGGUUGUGCUAAUCCAGAGCUUAAAGCUCAGAUGCUCAGAUGCUUAGCUUAUGCUGCAUUAUGUUAUUUUAUUCUUAAGAGAAGAGGUGCACAUUACGGGAAAGCUGAAAGUCUAUACUUUUUUAUUGUUUGAGUAGGCAAGCCUGUGUUCAGAUGUGAUAAAUGAGAUGUAGUUUGAAAAAUGAGGUUCGGUUCAAUCAAUAGUUCCCAGUGUCACACCUGAAAUGUAGCCUUUUUUUCUCCCUUUCUUGCUAGAAUCUGAUGUUUGUUGUAUCAGCAGUAAAGCAUUGGGGUCUGAGUAACCUUAAUGGUUUCCAUCUUAAAAAUAAGCUUAUGAAUAAUGGAGAUGCAGCAUUUUAUUCUAGCUUAGAAUAAAAUGCAGCAGACUGAGUUUCUUUCCUUCAAAUUUGUCCUUAUCUCCUGGAGACACAAUAACUGCUUAAACCUCUUCAGAACCCAUCUUCAAAUAUUCUUCAAAUAUCCCUUUAGAUACCCUUAGAAUAUUAUUUAAACAUUGAACGCUUUGGUUCAUCCAGAAGGAGCAGUUUCAUUAAUCUGUCCUGGGUUUAUGUUGCAGCACAAUAAGGCCAGCUGGGCGUAAAUGCUAUUUUUAUCUUUUGAUUGGAAGAAGUUUGAGUCUGCCUUCCAUGUCUUUCUCUCUUUGAACCAGUGGGGAUCGAUCAUGUUAUCGUCACCGUGACACAAAACGAGGCAUUUUCUUUGCCUUCAUCUGUACUGACAGCCUCAGUUCAGCCCAGAUGUGUUUGCUUUGUUUGCGUCUUUCCCGGUCAUUAUAAAGCUGCCCUUUCUUAGGCUGGAAAGCAAUCACUCAGCAAUGAAUGCGAUGCCCUUUAAGAAGUCUGCAAUUUGCCUGAAGCUUUCAUCAAGUGUUUUCACUCCCAACUGAGUCAUGUGGUUGCAAAGUGCAGCACAAUACCAAAUUUCCUUUAUGCCUCUGACUUGUUAUUCAAAACAAAAAAUUCUAAAACAAUGAUGAAUACAUAAAAUCGCAUCUUCGAAACUUUAAAAAAAAUCAAUUUACACAUUUCUGGUGCAAUGUUUUCUUACGCAAAAUUCUUGGAAUAUUUACAGUUGCCGAAUGCACAGCAGCAUCUCCUGAGUGGGUGAGAAAAGGAAGUCACACUUGUCAGAGAGGUGGUGUGUGCGAAUCAUAUCACUCUGUCACAUGCUGAAACACCAGGUGGAGAAACAGACAGCAGCAGAAAAUACCAAGCCACACUUAAAAAAGCUGCAUAUAUAACCCUCACAGACAGGCAGCGUUUGUCCUAGAGAGAGAACCAUUUUAAGGGUUUUUCUUGUUUUUUGUCCUUUUGCAGCUGAAAUGUGUGCUUUUUAUCCAUCAUAAUGGUGUCACUUAAGACAGCUCUAGAAGCUGAGAUCACAAACUUAUAUCAUGGCUUUUGAGUAGCUCGGCACAUUAAUCAACCAUUAUCAAGAAGGAGAUACAUUUCCACUAGAUCCACUCUGAUGUUCGACCUCCACAGUUCGUAUCAUGGUUCUCCAUUGCGUUUUGUUAAGUGCUUUUUGCAAAGGUCCUGACAUAAAGGGAAAAUCUCGGCUAUUUUUCUCCAAAGCAAAUCUGCCUUUGUGUAUAUCUAUUUAAACAAUAUAAAUAUCUAUCUAUAUAUAUAUAUAUAUAUAUACAUGUAUGUAUUAAGACUCGCAUUCUGUGUUUAGUAUUGAUUAGCUGUGUACUGUUCUGAUGUACUGACUGUAUUCUUGUAUAUUCCAAUACUGUUCAUUUUACAUUUUGUCUGCCUUUGUGCUAAUGUUAUCUGUUCCAACAUCCAAGUCUUAUUAUAAAUGUUUAUUUUUAAGCAGGGUAGGAAUUAGUUAUUUUUUAUUGAAAUGGCUGGGCAAACAGAAAAUGCCUGAACAUGGUAUCAAAACCUGCAUGUAGAGAGUGCCACGUUUCUUUCUUUCUUUUUAAAAAAAAAAAUAACUUAAGAGAUAUAAAUCCUAAUCGGCAGUGACUAGACUGUAUGUAGCCUCUAGUUAUAUUCAAUCAGUAUUGGAUUUUUUUUGUUCCUAAAGCCAUAAGAAAUUAAAAACACAGUGCUUUACUAGAUUGUUAUGCCAUACGAUGUAGGGAGAUGCUGGCAGGUGAGUGAGGGAAGUGGGAAACAGAGGGGUCCACUGAAUUUCUGAAAAACAAGUGGGUAUGAGAAGCUCACUAAAUAGUAGAUAAAUAGAUUUCCUCAGGACUGUGUAACGUCUCUAACUUGCUCACAUUUACAGCAUCUUUUAAGCAAAACCCUCAAACCUACUAUUUCCGCACCUUGCAGGCUCUUUGCUCUUAAGAUCAGAUAAAUCCAGCCAGGUUAAAAAGGGAAGAGAACGCGUUCUUACUACCCCGCUGCACAUAAUCAUCUUUCAUCCAUAGCUAUAAAGUAGCAAUCAGCCAUGAGUAGGUGAGGCAGAAAGCUUGUUGCUUUUACCCGAGGCCAUAGCAUAAGAAGGGAGCUUUAAGCAGCACUGAAAGCACUGUGUUUAUUGACCACAACUUUAAAAAUGAUAAGGUUGGUCACUGCCAUAAAAACUCAGAGGCCUCGUAGCUGAAGGAUAAUGGCUUUGCAUGGUAUGCUUAAAAGCUUCUCUGGCUGCAGGAUAGCUGCAAACUAUAGGCAUUAAAGAAGAGUAAUACACAAUAAUUUGACAUAAUAAAAGAUACAGUUUUA